Camellia sinensis is the source of this 1121-nucleotide messenger RNA. RefSeq lists its product as uncharacterized. The record is from RefSeq and is a predicted model, not a curated record. Gene Ontology annotation, molecular function: RNA binding. NCBI's taxonomy places the organism in Eukaryota, Viridiplantae, Streptophyta, Magnoliopsida, Ericales, Theaceae.
UUUUCCUCUAACUAAAAGGCCCUAUUUAAAAGGCCCUAUUUUUAGGUUUACAUUCUCUCUCCUCUUCACGCUUGCGAGAGGAGAAAAACCAGCCUACCCGAAGCUCCCUCAUUCGACAAAACCCCUCUUCGGCCCUCGAUCUCGCUCUCUAGGGUUCUUCCUCUCGUCGCGAAACAAUAUGGCUGAUUCUCCUCGCAAAAGGUAUUCGCGGUCUCCUCCUCCCCGUGGCAUACAAUCUCGAUCUAGAUCCAGGUCAAGGUCUAGGUCCAGAUCUGGGUCCUGGUCAAGGCCAAGGGACAGGGACAGGGACAGGGACAGGGACAGGUCCAGGUCCAGAUCUAGAAGUCGUGGGAGGGCUGAUCCCGUGAAUCCUGGUAAUAUACUCUAUGUGACUGGGUUAUCUACAAGGGUCACAGAGAGAGACCUUGAAGAUCAUUUCUCCAAGGAGGGAAAGGUAAGUUCAUGUUUUCUGGUUGUGGAGCCCCGUACACGUGCCUCUCGUGGUUUUGCCUUUAUCACAAUGGAAACUCUUGAUGAUGCCAACCGCUGCGUUAAACAUCUCCAUCAGUCAGUUCUAGAUGGCCGAUGCAUUACCGUGGAGAGGUCUCGGAGGAAGCGGCCCAGAUCUCCCACACCUGGUCACUAUCUUGGGCUGAAAAACACUAGGGACAAUGGCUAUCGCGGUGACCAUGGUAGGUAUCGUGGAGGCCGUGAUGACUAUGGGUAUCGCAGGUCCCCAAGGCGCUCACCGUAUCGUGGUGGUCGUGAUUACUCUCCUCCUAGGCGCUCACCUUAUGGAGGAAGGUCAAGAAGGGAGCGGUCAAGGUCGCUUCCAUAUUCUCCUUAUGGUAGCCCAGAAAGGCACUAUGCUCGUCGUAAUAGGUAAUACUGAUUGUUAGGCCUUGGUAUCCUGGGUUUUAAGUGGAAAACAAACACUCUCUGAAGACUCAUUUUGUUAAUGUUGUGAUCUUUAGUUUGUACUCUUGACUGAGUGACAACUCCUUGCUUUCAUCUUCAAGGGCAUAUGUAAUGUCGCUACAUUGCUACCCACCUUGCUAUAUAUUAUGUGCUAGAUGUAUUUGGAAUAUAUAGUACUGGUCUUAGAGAAUUGUCUUCCUGUA